This is a messenger RNA of Mya arenaria, 1557 nucleotides long. RefSeq lists its product as uncharacterized. The record is from RefSeq and is a predicted model, not a curated record. NCBI's taxonomy places the organism in Eukaryota, Metazoa, Mollusca, Bivalvia, Myida, Myidae. The transcript is spliced from 2 exons. The coding region runs from base 1 to 1557 and encodes 518 amino acids.
AUGAAUGUCGCAAAUGCAGUUGGUGCGGAGCUUGUGGCCAAUGUUGUGGGUGUUGUGUUUGUUGCGGAGUUGGUGGCGAAUGUUGUGGAUGUUGUGUGUGUUGUGGAGUUUCUGGCGAAUGUUGUGGGUGUUGUGUGUGUUGCGGAUUUUGUGGCGAAUGUUGUGGAUGUUGUGUGUGUUAAGGAGUUUGUGGCGAAUGUUGUGUGUGUUGCGGAGUUUGUGGCGAAUGUUGGUGUUGCGGAGUUUGUGGCGAAUAUUGCGGAUGUUGCGGAGUUUCCGGCGAAUGCUGUGGGUGUUGUGUGUGUUGCGAAGUUUGUGGCGAAUGUUGUGGGUGUUGUGUUUGUUGCGGAGUUGGUGGCGAAUGUUGUGGAUGUUGUGUGUGUUGCCGAGUUUGUGGUGAAUGUUGUGUGUGUUGCGGAGUUUGUGGUGAAUGUUGUGGAUGUUGUGUGUGUUGCGGAGUUUGUGGCGAAUUUUGUGGAUGUUGUGUGUGUUGCGGAGUUUGUGGUGAAUGUUGUGGAUGUUGUGUGUGUUGCGGAGUUGGUGGCGAAUGUUGUGGAUGUUGUGUGUGUUGCGGAGUUUGUGGCGAAUGUUGUGGAUGUUGUGUGUGUUGCGGAGUUUGUGGCCAAUGUUGUGGAUGUUGUGUGUGUUGCGGAGUUGGUGGCGAAUGUUGUGGAUGUUGUGUGUGUUGCGGAGUUUAUGGCCAAUGUUGUGGAUGUUGUGUGUGUUGCGGAGUUUAUGGUGAAUGUUGUGGAUGUUGUGUGUGUUGCGGAGUUUGUGGCGAAUUUUGUGGAUGUUGUGUGUGUUAAGGAGUUUGUGGCGAAUUUUGUGGAUGUUGUGUGUGUUGCGAAGUGUGUGGCGAAUGUUGUGGGUGUUGUGUGUGUUGUGGAGUUUGUGGCGAAUGUUGUGGAUGUUGUGUGUGUUGCGGAGUUUGUGGCGAAUGUUGUGGAUGUUGUGUGUGUUGCGGAGUUUGUGGCGAAUUUUGUGGAUGUUGUGUGUGUUGCGGAGUUUGUGGCCAAUGUUGAAGAUGUUGUGUGUGUUGCGGAGUUUGUGGCGAAUGUUGUGAGUGUUGCGGAGUUUGUGGCGAAUGUUGUGGGUGUUGUGUGUGUUUCGGAGUUUGUGGCGAAUGUUGUGGAUGUUGUGUGUGUUGCGGAGUUUGUGGCCAAUGUUGUGGAUGUUGUGUGUGUUGCGGAGUUUGUGGCCAAUGUUGUGGAUGUUGUGUGUGUUGCGGAGUUUGUGGCGAAUGUUGUGGAUGUUGUGUGUGUUGCGGAGUUUGUGGCGAAUUUUGUGGAUGUUGUGUGUGUUAAGGAGUUUGUGGCGAAUGUUGUGGAUGUUGUGUGUGUUGCGAAGUGUUUGGCGAAUGUUGUGGGUGUUCUGUAUGUUGCGGAGUUUGUGGCGAAUGUUGUGGGUGUUCUCUGUAUUGCGGAGUUUGUGGCGAAUGUUGUGGGUGUUCUCUGUGUUGCGGAGUUUGUGGCGAAUGUUGCGAGUGUUGCAAUAAUCGUGAAUGCUUUGAAUGUUGUAAAUGUUGCUAAGUUUGUGGCGAAUGUCUUGAAUGUUUAG